UUUUGUGAGGUUUGCGAGCAGCAAGUCAGUAUCGACACAGACCUCCAAAUUAGUGAGGAACACGCGUUUGCCUGUUGUAUCCUGUUUGCCUUGCAUCCACGAGAUAAAUAUAGAUGUAUUUACACUGAUACCAAAACAUCCUGAUCAGCUUAUAGCCGGUAUCCAUGCGUCCUGAAAGGAAUGGCAGACGAUAUUUAAUUUUGUCAGUCUUCCGCAUGACGCGUUUUGGUCGUUUUCUUUGAUUCCAAAUUUGGAAUUUGAAUCUGAGAUGGUUGUAUAAGUCACACAGAGGAAGGCUAAGGAAACACGUAAGCAGGUGACAACGAUCAACGGCCAUUUUUUCUUUCGACAAUGUCACAAAUCGUACAGACUUUUGAGUUGCAACAAGUUCUUUGCCUCAAAUUCAACAUGUUGUCGGAUACCACAGAUAUUGGCAGUUGGCACAGGGACUUUCAAGCUGCGUAACAGUGUACGUGGCUAUGUACCUAAUGCGUAUCGUCACGUGAGUGAAUCACUAUUUCGACAUCCAUGCGUGUCAUACUCUAAAUGCUCAAUGCAUUCGACGCAGCUGCGGCUGGAGUACCAGACCUGGUUUUUCAUUUCAAUGCCAGUGACUAACAAGAAAACUGAAUGCUAAAUUAAAAGAGUAACUAAGUUAGUUUUACACUCUGCACAUAGACAAACAAUGUAUUUUGUGGCCAUGGGCUUUUCAAGACCCGCCACACGAAAAGCAGUAAAUCUUGUGUUAAUCAACAUGUAAAUGGAUUCUCUCGUGGUUUUGACGUUUAAGAGGACACGGGUUGUGAACAAAGUUCAUUACUAAUUGGAGAACCGGAAUCUUUGUGGAUUUUCCCUUGUUUUCUAUCGCCUUAUCGAGAUGCACUUGUUUCGAAGGAUACGGCCAUAAUUUUAGUCACAAAUAGAAAGUUUUAUGGGGGAAAAGAAAGUAAAAGCAAAUAGUAUGCGCCCUCUGUCAAGCUUGGUGUAGUAGUCGAUGUUGGUAUAUAGACGCACUUACUUGCACUUUUCUCCAUAUUUCAUUCGGAAUCGACGACGUGAAUUCCUCUGUGUUGCUCAAAAGUCAAAUAAUUUGUGGAUAUUAUGGAUAUCUUCGGUAGUGCAUUGAUUAGUCCAACUGUUUCCUGGGCUGUCAAUCGCAAUAUCUCAUCAAAGAGUCUCAAACGAAAUCACGAACAAGAGGAUGAGGAUAAUGGUGAACCCGAUCAACAGGAACGAUCGGAUAAAUAUUCGAAUUACCGAACCAGUGAUUUAGCGGAAAACCUGUUAAACAAAAGGUUUUCGCUCCGGGGUAAAUUCAAAGAAUUAUUUCGCCGGGCUGGUGGUUCUUCCGAAGAGUCUCAGUCGCUGCUCAUUACUAGCAGAUCGAAAAACACACCAAACAUCCCACGUGAUAAAAUCAAGAUUGCCGGAAAGCGAUUGCGGAAAGCGCUCCAUCAGUCAAUCAAAUAUAUGGCCAUUGGGAUGGAGAACAUGGGCACGAUGAUUUACAUUUCAACUAAUGUACCCAGUUCCGUGUAUUACUGUCGAAAUAAUACCAAUUAUGACCCAACUAUGCCUUAUUAUUAAAGGCAAAUCAAAGGCUUGGAAGCUAACACCACCUAUCCUCAAGUAGGCGAACUGAUUUUACCCCCCUUUUUUUUUGCUUCCAGAAUUUCAGAUUUUUUAAACUUUUGACGAAAAAUGAUAAACAACUCAUACGAUCUUUUCAUAUCAAUAGUGUAGCAAAAUAAACGAUAUUUCUUUGUUUUGUACAAAUA
Daphnia magna is the source of this 1778-nucleotide messenger RNA. RefSeq lists its product as uncharacterized. Lineage: Eukaryota; Metazoa; Arthropoda; Branchiopoda; Diplostraca; Daphniidae. The transcript is spliced from 9 exons. The record is from RefSeq and is a predicted model, not a curated record. Bases 1102 to 1587 code for a protein of 161 amino acids.